AUGGAAACGCCUCAUCGCAGGUCUUCUGUUUUCACAAUAGACUUGCCAAAUUUUUCCAUCGACAAAUCUCGCCAAUAUAAACAACCACAAUACCGUCCACUGUUCAUCAUCUACACAUUUUCCCCAAGGCUCAUCUUUUCCGCUUUUCAAGACGACAGUGGGGCUACCGGAACCAGAACCCGAUGGAACCGAAAUAAUGGCGUCGUUGCUGAAACACGUUUGAAGAAGAGGAAUAAAGAUAUGCCAUGGAACUACAUCUUGUCUACCUCAGCAUGGAUGGCAAAAUAGCAGUGUCAUUGUUGUUAUUUAUAAUAUUCGCAAACAUGACCAUUUUUUUUCAAAGAAAGCUUAAUGCUGAAGAAGAAAGCACAAUAAAAGUCGACAAUUGGAAUUGGAACGCAAAUGAAAGACGUAUUAUUGGAGUUUUCGAUAUGUAUAAUCUUAAAAUUUGAAUUGAAAAUGCUGAUUUUUUGGGAUUCUUUAAAAUCUUUAAAAUGAUUCAAAAAAUAAAUAGGAUAUGUAACCAAAAAUUUACAACGUCAAUUGAUUUUGUUUCCAAAAAAAAAAUGGAAUUUGAAAUUGAAACAUUGAACCAUUCAAUCGGAAGUAUAGGAAUUUUGUAUUUGAUAUAAUAUAUAAUUCGGAAGUAUAGGGAUUUUUGAAUUUGAAA
Messenger RNA from Lactuca virosa, 670 nucleotides. The record is from the annotation of a GenBank genome assembly. NCBI's taxonomy places the organism in Eukaryota, Viridiplantae, Streptophyta, Magnoliopsida, Asterales, Asteraceae.